Molecule: messenger RNA, 971 nt
Organism: Fukomys damarensis (Damara mole-rat)
Lineage: Eukaryota; Metazoa; Chordata; Mammalia; Rodentia; Bathyergidae
Gene: Psma7
Product: proteasome 20S subunit alpha 7
Exons: 6
Cellular component (GO): nucleus; proteasome core complex; proteasome core complex, alpha-subunit complex
Source: RefSeq, a predicted model, not a curated record
GAUUGGGCACCUGGGUCACAAUACCUGAACUGGCUCCACGAAGGAUGGAUUUAUACUCUGGUGUGCAGGGCGUGGUGUGGAGCGACUAGUGACAGACACGCGGAAGGAAGAGUAUGGGGGAACACCCCUUCCAGUGGGCUGCUGCCCUCAGUCUUGCCAGGAUUCACAGUAACAUCUGUUCUUGUGCCCUGGGUACUGGGUUGUCAUUUUCACGUGGCUUGUGGAUUUGUAUUGAAGGUUGGUGUUCGAGGAAGGGACAUUGUUGUUCUUGGUGUGGAAAAGAAAUCAGUGGCUAAACUACAAGAUGAAAGAACAGUGCGAAAGAUCUGUGCUUUGGAUGACAACGUCUGCAUGGCCUUUGCAGGCCUCACUGCUGACGCAAGGAUCGUCAUCAACAGGGCCCGGGUGGAGUGCCAGAGCCACCGCCUGACUGUGGAGGACCCAGUCACAGUGGAGUACAUCACCCGCUACAUUGCCAGCCUGAAGCAGCGUUAUACACAGAGCAAUGGGCGCAGGCCUUUUGGCAUCUCUGCCCUCAUUGUGGGUUUCGACUUCGACGGCACCCCUCGACUCUAUCAGACUGACCCCUCUGGCACAUACCAUGCCUGGAAGGCCAAUGCCAUAGGCAGGGGUGCCAAGUCAGUGCGUGAAUUCCUGGAGAAGAACUAUACCGAUGAAGCCAUUGAGACAGACGAUCUGACCAUCAAGCUCGUGAUCAAGGCACUCCUGGAAGUUGUCCAGUCAGGUGGCAAAAACAUUGAACUUGCUGUCAUGAGGAGAGAUCAGCCUCUCAAGAUUCUAAAUCCUGAAGAAAUUGAGAAAUAUGUUGCUGAAAUUGAAAAAGAAAAAGAAGAAAAUGAAAAAAAGAAACAAAAGAAAGCAUCAUGAAGAAAACUUGGAGCAGCUUUUAAACUCAAUCAUGGAUAAGUCUCAGAGACGUGUGGGCUUCUCCAUCUGUCACGCUGAGAGCC